AUGUCGGCCAUCACUAUUUACCCUAGCCUUCGCGACAAGGUCGUCCUCAUCUCCGGCGGCGCUGAGGGCAUCGGCGCCGCCGCCGUCGAGCUCUUCUGCCGCAACCACGCCCGCGUCGUCUUCCUCGACAUCGGCACCGCCCCGGCCGAGGCCCUUAUCGCCCACGUUAAGACCUCCUACCCCGACGUGCCUGCCCCAGUCUUCCUCCACUGCGACGUUACCGACCUCGCCCGUGUUAAGGACUGUGCCGACAAGGUUAUCGACAACUUUGGCACCAUCCACGUGCUCGUCAACAAUGCCUGGGCUGGCGGACCGGGGACCAAGGCCCCAACCUCUGACAUUACCCCGGAGUCUUUCGAAGUGGACGUUAACGGCGGCCUCCGCCACCAGUUCUUCCUGACUCAGGCUAUCGUCCCCGCGAUGCGCCGGCAGCGCGCCGGCAGCAUCAUCAACAUGGGUUCUAUUAGCUGGUGCAUCGCCGCCACCGAGACCCCAAUCUACUCUACCUGUAAGGCCGCCAUCCUCGGCAUGACCCGCGUCCACAGUAAGGAGUUCGGCCCGGACGGCAUCCGCGUCAACAGCGUCAUGCCAGGCUCUAUCGCCACCCGGCGCCAGAAAGAGCAGGUCCUCACCGACGAGUACCGUGACAAGACCUUGGCGGCGCAAAGCCUCAAGAGGGUGCUUGAGCCCGCCGACGUGGCGCCUCUGAUCGUGUUCCUGGCCUCGGAUGAUGCGAGCGCCAUUACCGGAGGAAGCCAUGUUGUCGACGGUGGCUGGGUUAGCAACCCUUGA
Molecule: messenger RNA, 792 nt
Organism: Penicillium macrosclerotiorum
Lineage: Eukaryota; Fungi; Ascomycota; Eurotiomycetes; Eurotiales; Aspergillaceae
Product: SDR family NAD(P)-dependent oxidoreductase
Exons: 1
Coding region: 1-792 (263 amino acids)
Molecular function (GO): oxidoreductase activity
Source: RefSeq, a predicted model, not a curated record